Molecule: messenger RNA, 276 nt
Organism: Bipolaris victoriae FI3
Lineage: Eukaryota; Fungi; Ascomycota; Dothideomycetes; Pleosporales; Pleosporaceae
Exons: 1
Coding region: 1-276 (91 amino acids)
Source: RefSeq, a predicted model, not a curated record
AUGGGUGCCCGCCCCAGGCGAUGCAGGCCGAUUCCAUCGCUGUGGAUUGUCUGUUUGUAUGCACCUCUAUACAUAGACAUAUGGUUUGCAUCUUUACACAACGUAUCCUCGUUCAUAUUCCAUGCCAGGACAAGAUGGAGAGCGAAAAGCCCUUGUAGCGUAGCCAUGACGUCGCCGUCGCCGCACGUGACGGCCACAACAGGGCCUGCACCGCUGUCUUUGCAAGCCCCCUUCUCUCAUUUCACCGUCACGAGGGCGUCGCUGGAAGGAGGCUAG